AUGUCGGCCAUGUACGCCGUUUACCACGGGCCCGAGGGCUUGCGCCGAAUAGCGGCUCGCGUGCACAUGCUGACCGUCGUCCUGGCCGAGGGACUGCGGAGGGAUGGGCACGACCUUGUGGGCGAGGGCUGGUACUUUGACACUGUGACGAUAAAGCCAAGAGUGCCUUUGGAAAACAUCAGGAGAAGCGCCGAGUCGGAGAGGAUGAACCUCAGGUACAACAGGGACGGGACCGUGGGCGUGUCUCUGGACGAGAAGACGACUCCCGAUGACGUGGACGACAUCCUCCGAGUAUUUGGGACCAGCGCCACGGUCGAGGGGAUCGUCGGAAGCGGCCUCGUCGAGGGCAGGGACCUUGACCACUCGCCCUUCCGUCGCACGACUCCGUACUUGCAGCAUCCCGUUUUCAACGCCCAUCACUCGGAAACACGGAUCGUUCGGUACAUGAAGUCUUUGGAGAACAAGGACAUCUCGCUCGUGCACAGUAUGAUUCCCCUGAUGACAUCUCAGAGGACAUAUCAGCUGACGUUUAUAAAGAGGGAUCAAAGACGCUUGAAAUACGUGUUGCAACAACAGGACUAA
Molecule: messenger RNA, 582 nt
Organism: Copidosoma floridanum
Lineage: Eukaryota; Metazoa; Arthropoda; Insecta; Hymenoptera; Encyrtidae
Product: glycine dehydrogenase (decarboxylating), mitochondrial-like
Source: RefSeq, a predicted model, not a curated record